Arachis ipaensis is the source of this 477-nucleotide messenger RNA. The record is from RefSeq and is a predicted model, not a curated record. Lineage: Eukaryota; Viridiplantae; Streptophyta; Magnoliopsida; Fabales; Fabaceae.
AUGGAUUUCGUGCUGGUCCAAACUGGGACAGGCUCCGAGGUAGCGCCUCCUGUGCUCGCAGGAGGCGCCGUUGCGACGGAAACCCGGCAACAACAGAGGCCACCCCCAAGGGAUGCGACGCAAACUCACGAGAGACGCCCCUUUGGGGGGACAGGUGACAACCACGCCAGGAUAAUGCAAGAACUACGCCACAGAAUGCAGGACUUAGAGCGCAGGCUAGCAGAGAGAGAGCGCGACCAACGCUCCCCAGAGCGGAGCCCCACCCGUUCCCGUUCAAGGAGCCGCUCGAGGCGCACGCCCAGCCCCCAAUACGAGUCGGAGAGCACUGGGGGGCGGGUACGCCCCAGAAGAAGAAGUCGGGACCCCAUCAUCUACGCCCGACACGAAAGGCGGCGUGCGUCGAACAGGGGCGACGAGGAGGCGCGCCGCGAGAACGACGAGUCGAGAAAAACUGCUCGAGGACCCGUCAUAAUAUGA